This is a messenger RNA of Podarcis lilfordi (Lilford's wall lizard), 2030 nucleotides long. Lineage: Eukaryota; Metazoa; Chordata; Lepidosauria; Squamata; Lacertidae. The record is from the annotation of a GenBank genome assembly.
CGUGUGGAUCCAGAGCAGCGCACGGAAACGCUGUAUACUUUCCUGCCGGAGCUUUCGAACUGCUAGGUUGGCAGGAGCAGGGAUUGAGCAAUGGCAGUUCAGCCCGUCACGGGGAUUCGAACCGCUGACCUUCUGAUCGGCAAGUCCUAGGUUCUGUGGUUUAACCCACAGCGCCACCCGCGUCCCUAUGACUGAAUUACAUACCCACAAAUAUGCCUAACUCUUCCUCUUUCUUGCACCUUCUUGUCUUUCUGGUUAGGCCGUGCCUCGUUCCAGGUGUACAGAAAGAUGUCGACCUGGAUAUGCCAAGGUGGUUCUAGAAGCAAAGCCCAUUUGCUGCUAUGCUUGUGCUCGGUGUGCGGAAGGGACCUUCUCCGCCCAGGAAGGUGGGUGACUCCAAGGGGGGAAGGUAUUUCUGGAGAGAGUAAACACAGGGCAGAAAUUCAGUCUCACACACUUUUUGUGAGAAUUCUGCAGACAUUGUAGAAUGUGGCUCAUUCCUCAACUUCUUUUGGAUUAAUCCCUUCAUUACAUCCUGGAAGAGAGUUGAAAGGAAUGAUCAUAAGGAAGAAAUCUCUAGGAUUUCUUCAAAUCGUAAUCAAGUUCAGAUCAUUAGGGAUGUAAGUGAUGCUGCAGCCAUUCUUUUUCUCUUCCCCAGAUGCAGAACAUUGCACCAAAUGCCCAGAAGAUCACCAUUCAAACAAGGACAGAGAUCAAUGUGUCCCCAAGAUUAUCAUCUUCCUGGCUUAUGGAGAAUAUUUAGGAAUGGUUUUAGCUUCUGUUGCCCUCUGCUUGUCCUUAACAGCAGGCAUUGUGUUGGGAAUCUUCAUUAAAUACAAGGAAACUCCCAUAGUCAAAGCCAACAACCGGGACCUCUCCUACAUCCUGCUCGUCUCCCUCCUGCUUUCCUUUUUGUUCUCCUUCCUCUUCAUCGGGCACCCAAGGAAAGAGACCUGCUUUCUCCGACAAACGGCCUUCAGCAUCAUCUUCUCAGUUGCUGUUUCUUCUGUCUUGGCAAAGACCAUCACGGUGGUGCUGGCCUUCCUGGCCACAAAGCCCGGGAACAGGGUGAGGAGAUGGCUGGGCAAGAGUCUGGCCAACUCCAUGGUCAUCUCCUGUUCUGGGGGGCAAGUUCUCAUCUGCACCAUCUGGCUGGGCUCUUCUCCCCCAUUCCCAGAGUCCGACAUGCGCUCCCAGGUGGAAGAGAUCAUCCUGCAAUGCAACGAAGGGUCUGUGGCCAUGUUUUACGUUGCCCUCGGCUACCUGGGCUUCUUGGCUGCCAUCUGCUUCACGGUGGCUUUCCUAGCCAGGAAGCUGCCUGGCUCCUUCAACGAAGCCAAGCUGAUCACCUUCAGCAUGCUGGUCUUCUGCAGUGUUUGGGUGUCUUUGUGCCCACCUACCUGAGCACCAAGGGCAAGUACAUGGUGGCCGUGCAGAUCUUCUCUAUGUUGGCCUCCAGUGCUGGGCUUUUGGGCUGCAUCUUCCUUCCCAAGUGCUACAUUAUUGUGCUGAGGCCUGAUCUGAACACAAAGGAGCACCUGACAACAAGGAAUUAAGGGGGCAUCUGAUUCUUAAAAUAGUCCAUGUUCCUGAUGUCUAGAAGUGCCUAAAGGAAACACAGCUAGGCCUCCAUGUUGCUCAUUCUCCAUCUCUGAAAGAGAUUGUGUUCAUUCUUAGCCUGGGUUUUAGGAAGUUCUGUUCACAUGAACAGGAAGAUGGGAGGAAAUGUUUUGCUACCUUGCUUUGCCAAGGAUUACAAUGAGUCCUGGUCUACUGCCCUUAGUUUGUAAACUAUGAUCUUUUAAUAAUUUUGUGUUUUGGGAACUUAUAUUUAUCUCACAACCAGAUAGGCUGGAGGGAGAGAUUAGUUAGGUUUUUGAGUCAGUUUGUUUUGUCAUGACUACCUAUUAACCAUAUCAAUUCUAAUAUUCAACAAUACUGUUUGGUUAUGCCAGUACUAUGUAUUCAAUUUUCUAUGCUCCAUUUCCCUCAUUUAUGCGCUAUCAUUCAUAAGCUCACUUCACAUCAUU